AUGCUCCAAUUAAUCCCUAUUGCUCUUUUCGCCUUAUCCGGUUUCUCUGCUGUCGCCAAUGCUGCACCCACUCCCAACGCUCUUAUGAGCGCUUCACCUAUGGCCGAAGCUCCUGUCGGUAUUGUCAGUACUCCUGCUGCUGCCAACUGGAAGCGUCAUCACCAACAAGCUGCUGAGUCUCAUAUCUUUACUGAGGCCUUCAUCAAGUCUGCCGUUGCUGAAGCCAUGGCCAAGCAAAACUCAGUCUUAGUCAAGAGAGAAGACGCUGCCCCUGGUAUUGACUUGGGAGGUAUCUUCAGAGGUGUCUUUGAUAAGAUUGUAGACCAUAUCAUUGAGGUCACUCCAUUGAAUGACAUUGUUCAUGGUAAUUACGAUUUCUUGUACGAUAUCUUCUUGGCCAAGAUUGGCGAAGCUGUUUCUGGUGCCGGUGCUCCUGCCGAAGAAACUCCCACUGUGGAUGCCCUUGAUGCUCCUGCUGCUAAUUCCACCACUGUAGCUGAUAUCACGGCCGCUACCAAGGAAACCAAAGACACCAAGCCUGCCAAGGAUACGAGCGCUGAAGAUGCCGAAGAAGACAACGACGAUGAGGAUGAUGAAGAAGAGGAUGAUGAAGAGGACAACGAUGAUGAUGACGAAGAAGAUGAUGAUGAAGAUGAUGAAGAGGAUAAUGAAGAUGAUGAUGAUGAGGAAGACGAUGAGGACUGGGAGGACGAUGAUGAAAAGAGCUGGAACGAAGAUGACGAUGAAGAGUAA
Molecule: messenger RNA, 753 nt
Organism: Mucor mucedo
Lineage: Eukaryota; Fungi; Mucoromycota; Mucoromycetes; Mucorales; Mucoraceae
Exons: 1
Coding region: 1-753 (250 amino acids)
Source: RefSeq, a predicted model, not a curated record